AAAGCUGAUAAACUUAAUUCCCUCGUGUACUCAACUCCUUAUUCAACUAAGUUAUCGCCGUUUUUGGCACUGUGUGGGGCCUCCAAAUCCCUCUAUAUAUUAACAAUGUACUCAUACUCUUCAUCAGCACCAACUACCUACCCCUUUGAUCUUGUGUCCCACCCUGCAUCUCAGCAGAGCCACUCUGGGUCACUACAAUGCCAUUGUUAACUUCCUCUUUGUUUCACAUGGUUCCUCUCUUCUCUCUUCUUUUACUCUCACUCAUGAUUCGUUAUGGUACUUCUCAGGGUCCACCUUCACCUGGCUACUACCCUAGUUCCAAAACUAAUCCUGUUAGCUUUGAUGAGGGAUUUAGAAACCUUUGGGGACCUCAGCAUCAGAAACUAGACCAAGACUCGUUAACAAUCUGGCUUGACUCCUACUCAGGGAGUGGAUUCAAGUCACUUCACUCUUAUCGGUCUGGAUACUUUGGUGCUGCGAUUAAGCUUCAACCUGGCUACACUGCAGGAGUCAUAACAUCUUUAUACCUUUCAAACAACCAAGACUACCCAGGACACCAUGAUGAAAUAGACAUUGAGUUCCUUGGUACCACGCCAGAUAAGCCAUAUGUCUUGCAGACAAAUGUAUACAUCAGAGGAAGUGGAGAUGGGAACAUUAUAGGGAGAGAGAUGAGGUUUCACCUUUGGUUCGACCCAACACAAGAUUUUCACAACUAUGCUAUUCUGUGGGAACCCAGUGAGAUCAUAUUUUUAGUGGAUGAUGUCCCAAUAAGGAGGUAUCCUAGGAAGAGUGAUGCCACGUUCCCCACAAGAGAAAUGUAUGUGUACGGAUCAAUAUGGGAUGCAUCUUCAUGGGCUACAGAGGGAGGAAAAUACAAAGCUGAUUAUAAUUACCAACCCUUCUUUGGUAGAUACAAAAACUUCAAAAUACUAGGUUGUACCACUGAAGCCUCAACCUCAUGCCAGCCACCAUCUCCUUCACCAUCAGGCUAUGACAGCCUUAGUCCUCAGCAAUUUGCUGCAAUGCAAUGGGUCCAAAACAACUACUUGGUCUAUGACUAUUGCCAUGAUCCUGGGAGAGACCAUACACUUACUCCAGAAUGCUAAGGUUUUAAGCUAUAUUUGGAUUAAAAUUGGGAAAGUAUGUAUUUUUAUAAAUUCUAAUACACAAUUGCAAAAUACAGAAUGAAAAAGGAAUAAUUAAUUUGUAGCUUUGAAAACAAAGUUACUUUUGAACUUUCCCAAUUGAAAUCUAUACAUCCACUUAAUUGGUUUGGUUCAAGUUGGUAUAUUUCAAAAGUUAUUUUUUUUUAUUUUUCACAUAUUACCAAAGCAGUUUGUUAAGGGGGUGGAUUUUGUGAUGGUUCCACUUGCUAAUGCUAAGUGUAAUUGCAACAACAGUGAGCGUCCAAGUUCCCCUCAAAAAAGAUUGGGAUGUUUUCGUUGUUUAUGUAAUUGUGUUGUUUGUUUGUACCCCACAAAAGAUUGGGAUGUUUUUGUAAUUGUGAAGCACUAUUACUUUAGUCCUUUUCCUGUUGAAAUAAAUCUAGUUGGAUUUUGGAUGCUUUCCUAA
This is a messenger RNA of Glycine soja, 1572 nucleotides long. RefSeq names its product xyloglucan endotransglucosylase/hydrolase protein 31-like. Gene Ontology annotation, cellular component: cell wall; apoplast. NCBI's taxonomy places the organism in Eukaryota, Viridiplantae, Streptophyta, Magnoliopsida, Fabales, Fabaceae. The transcript has 4 exons. Gene Ontology annotation, molecular function: hydrolase activity, hydrolyzing O-glycosyl compounds; xyloglucan:xyloglucosyl transferase activity. The record is from RefSeq and is a predicted model, not a curated record. Gene Ontology annotation, biological process: cell wall biogenesis; xyloglucan metabolic process. Bases 198 to 1106 code for a protein of 302 amino acids.